GUUAAACAACUCUCAAUCAUAGCUGCACACACCUGUUGUACACAUUAUCUUAAUACUGUUACGUUAUAACCUUCUGUAAUAUAUUUGCACUCCUCUUCGCCCGCGGCCCUUAUAGCACCUUCUUUUCUCUGAUAAGUAUAAGUGUAGUGCUCUCUAGUGCGUGAUAUUUGUAGUUCGGAGAGUUCAGCUCAGUGUCGGUGGAAACUUUGUCAGUUUGUGGUGCUCAGUGCCCAAGUCCGCUACCGCGGUUUUGAGGCGGGAUGGUAAGAAGAAGUUAAUGCGUCUAUCAAGGGGGAACAAAAGAAAUGAUUUGUCCGGGGGGCUACUACGGAUUAUAUUGUUGUGCACGUUUUGUUUAGUAGCUGCUGCUCCUCACAAGAGGGUCCCACGCACCCAGUCGGCAAAUGUUAAAGCUGUCGAUGGAAAUCAGGCUGGUGAACCGGUGCCUGCAGUUGUGAAACCUGCUGUCCCCGAAAAUCAGAAAGCUGCCGUUGUCGACCAGAGUAAGGCGGAUGUCGCGAAAGAUACGGCCCAAAAACCUUCCACACCAAAUGGUGACAAUAACAACAAAGAGGCUAAUGCUGGUUCUGGUGAUGAGAAACAACUUAAAACGGACACCGAGUCUAAAGACGGCGCUGAUUCAAAAAAGGAAGUGAAGUCGCAGGAAAAUGAAAAGGGCUCAGAUUCUGCUAAACCAGAACCCGACACAGAACCUGAAGAUGAUAAACCUCAUCCCAGUGUGGUUGUCAACAAGACGAACCUUCAAGAGAUGACGGUGGUCAAAACUGAUGGUGCAGCAAAAUCUGAUAGUGACAAAACUGAUGGUGCAGCGAAAUCGGAUGGUGACAAAACUGAUAGUGUAGCAAAAUCUGAUAGUGUCAAAACUGAUGAUGCAGCAAAAUCUAGUGGCGGUGACAAAACUGAUGAUGCAGCAAAAUCUGAUAGUGUCAAAACUGAUGGUGCAGCAGAAUCUGAUAGUGUCAAAACUGAUGGUGCAGCAGAAUCUGAUAGUGUCAAAACUGAUGGUGCAGCAGAAUCUGGUGGCGGUGAAAAAACUGAUGAUGCUGCAAAAUCUGAUAGUGUCAAAACUGAUGGUGCAGCAAAAUCUGAUAGUGUAAAAACUGAUGGUGCAACGAAAUCUGACAGUGUCAAAACUGAUGGUGCAGCAAAAUCUAGUGGCAGUGACAAAACUGAUGACGCAGCAAAAUCGAGUGGUGGUGACAAAUUUGAUGAUGCAGCAAAAUCGAGUGGUGGUGACAAAUCUGAUGAUGCAGCAAAAUCGAGUGGUGGUGACAAAUCUGAUGGUGCAGCAAAACCUAGUGGUGGUGAAAAAACUGAUGGUGCAGCAAAAACUAGUGGUGUUGUCAAAACUGAUGAUGCUGCAAAAUCAGGUGCUGGCGACAAAAAUUCUGAUGAAGACAAAUCUAGUGAUGAUGCAGAGAAAUCAAGUGACGGCGAGGAAACGAAAGAUGCUGGUAAAAACAGUGAAGUUGUAUCCGUGAGCGAAGAUGAACUGAAGAAGAAUCCAGCAUUCGAUGUCAACAAACUGUUUCCAACAAAACCUCCUCCCCAACCCGCCGAUCAUAAGAAGGUUGAAACUGAGUUGCUGAAGGAAGAACCUGUUGUAGUCCUGGACAAUACGGCCGAUAAAGCAUCUGAAACAAAGGCCGUUGAAGGAAAUUCAACCGAUAAGAGCGAGAAUACCGAAGCUGAUAAAACAGUUGAAAAGCAAACAGACAAAGAUGAAUCAGAUGACAAAGAUUCUAACAAAAUCGUUAACUUUGAUGUCUCAAAAGGUUCGUCUGCAGAUAAAGAGGUUAAAUCUGAUGAUACUGCCAAUAAAACUGCAGAUGCUUCUAAAACUGCAGAUGCUUCUAAAACUGCAGAUGCUUCUAAAACUGCAGAUGCUUCUAAAACUGCAGAUGCUUCUAAAACUGCAGAUGCUUCUAAAACUGCAGAUGCUUCUAAAACUGCAGAUGCUUCUAAAACUGCAGAUGCUUCUAAAACUGCAGAUGCUUCUAAAACUGCAGAUGCUUCUAAAACUGCAGAUGCUUCUAAAACUGCAGAUGCUUCUAAAACUGCAGAUGCUUCUAAAACUGCAGAUGCUUCUAAAACUGCAGAUGCUUCUAAAACUGCAGAUGCUUCUAAAACUGCAGAUGCUUCUAAAACUGCAGAUGCUUCUAAAACUGCAGAUGCUUCUAAAACUGCAGAUGCUUCUAAAACUGCAGAUGCUUCUAAAACUGCAGAUGCUUCUAAAACUGCAGAUGCUUCUAAAACUGCAGAUGCUUCUCAAACUGCAGAUGCUUCUCAAACUGCAGAUGCUUCUCAAACUGCAGAUGCUUCUCAAACUGCAGAUGCUUCUAAAGAUUCUUCAACAAAUGGAGAUGUUGCUAAAACGGGGGCUGAUUCUAAGGCUGUUCAUUCAUCUUAAAAUUGGGUUAGUAAAGAUUCCACUCUAACUUAGGCUGCCUCAAGUUGGGAAGUCCUCUGUUGACAAGGUUAAAUGUAAUCUGAAUCAGAUGAUUAUUAUAGUGAAUGACAAUAUAAAGUCCAAAGAGGACAUUUUACGGGUUUUUUGUGAUCACUCACCUUGUCUUAUAAUGACAUUUGUAAAUUGUGUUGUAUUUCCCUUGGUAAUUUUAAAUCCCUGAUUCAUGCUUUUAAACAAACAAGAUGAGCCCUCAGUACAGGGUACCUACUUCAAGCAUGGUGUUUGAUUUUUAUUAUAUUGAUUGACCUCCUUUUUACUAUCAAAUGUAAGAAUUUUUCUUUUAAAAUGGUGUAAAUUUCUUUUAAAAUAGUGUAAAUCUCUUUUUAGCGAAACUUUAACUGAUGAAAUAGGUCUUUAAAAAAAUUUGUGACUA
This is a messenger RNA of Bolinopsis microptera, 2864 nucleotides long. Its product is annotated as dentin sialophosphoprotein-like. The record is from RefSeq and is a predicted model, not a curated record. The transcript has 2 exons. Lineage: Eukaryota; Metazoa; Ctenophora; Tentaculata; Lobata; Bolinopsidae. The coding region runs from base 278 to 2431 and encodes 717 amino acids.